AUGGGCAAAAAAAUCAAUGAAGAAUUGUUACGCCAACGAGCAGAACACAACGAUGGCGAACUAUCAACGCUCAAGGAAAUCACCCUCCAUCAAUUCGAUCUGGAAAAGAUUGAGAAUCUGGAUGUUUACUGCCGACAUUUGCAAAUCCUCUUUCUGCAAAACAAUCUCAUUCCAAAACUUGAGAACCUAAACAAGCUCAAAGAACUAUCUUAUCUCAACAUGGCAAUCAACAAUGUCACAAAACUGGAGGGCCUGGAAGGCUGUGAAUCACUGAGUAAAUUGGACUUGACUCUAAACUUUAUCGAGGAUCCAUUGGAUGUGGAAUCAUUGGCCAAGAAUGAAUUGUUGCGGGAACUAUACCUGGUGGGAAAUCCAUGUAGUCAGCAGCCGGGCUAUAGAGAGUUCGUCAUUACAGCCCUCCCUCAACUGAUAUCACUAGAUGGACGAGAGAUUGAACGCUCAGAGAGAAUCCAGGCUCGUCAAGUAUUCGAUGGGAUACGAGCAAGAUUUAUAGAGGAUCGCGAGAAGAGGUUGAAUGCUGUGGAAGAAACUCCAGUAGUGGUCGUGGAGCCCGAAGCUUUGGAGGAUCUAGGCGAUCUGUCCAAGGAAGAAAUACUCGAGAAAAAGAAGCAAGAAUUCCAAAAGAAACCAGUCCCAUAUACUCCUGCCGCCCGUGUAGAAGCCGCCCGUGACAUUGAACAAUUCAACGAAAAGGAACCACCAAAACCAGACCCACUUCGUCCCAUAAAAGCACCAUUAAAGCUGUUCACAGAUGACGGAACACCGUUACAAAAAAAUCAAGGCAAAUGGAAUUUCCAUGUAUCGAAUACCAACCAGACGCUAGCACUACAUCUAGAACUACCCAAACUAAUGGAUACAAGUCUUAUUGACGUGGACGUGCAUUCGACAUAUGUUACCGUCACGGUCAAGGGCAAAGUGUUUCAGCUGGUGCUUGACGAAGAGGUGGAAUCCGAGGGUGUCUUAUGUGAACGGAGCCGUCUUACAGGUGAAUUGGUAAUAACGAUGAUUAAAGCGGGCCAUAAAGACGUGGAUGUUAGGAGGAUACGGGUACUGGAUGAGGGCAAAAUCAGUAAAAGUGCUGAACCGGUGAAGAAGUUGAGCAGAUAUCAGGAAAUGGUGACGGGUGCAGCUGUUGAUUAUCGUAAUAUUGUGUCGGAAGCUGCUGUUAAACCAAGUAAGCCAAUACAACAGCACUCUGCAUCAAAGAUUGUGGAACGGAAGGGCGCAAUCGCUCAAGCUGCUGAACCUGACUUUGAAGAUGAUCCAGAUGUGCCUCCACUAUACUAG
Synchytrium microbalum is the source of this 1308-nucleotide messenger RNA. RefSeq lists its product as uncharacterized. NCBI's taxonomy places the organism in Eukaryota, Fungi, Chytridiomycota, Chytridiomycetes, Synchytriales, Synchytriaceae. The coding region runs from base 1 to 1308 and encodes 435 amino acids. Gene Ontology annotation, cellular component: cytoplasm. Gene Ontology annotation, molecular function: protein binding. Gene Ontology annotation, biological process: outer dynein arm assembly. The transcript has 5 exons. The record is from RefSeq and is a predicted model, not a curated record.